Molecule: messenger RNA, 1254 nt
Organism: Cladocopium goreaui
Lineage: Eukaryota; Dinophyceae; Suessiales; Symbiodiniaceae
Source: the annotation of a GenBank genome assembly
AUGUCGACUGACCGUUUGUCUUCUUGCCAAACCUUAGCCUACGGGUGUGAGACUGUUGAGAAGAUGAAUGAGGGAACGUCAUACGCAGACCCUGCUCGAGUCCAAGCUGUUCGAAUCCAAAUUGAGGCGCGAAAGAAGCGCAUCGCCGAGCUCCAGCAACGAAUUGGUAGUGCCGCACCUCCACCAAAGGAGGUUCCAGGCGGUCCUUCCUAUGCUUCUGGUGAUGGUGAAUACGUUCCUGGAAACCCCAAGGAUUCUUUAUCCCGUCACCCACUUGGGGAGGUUGGGUCUAAGCCUCGAUCGGACGACAGUCUGGGUGGAACGACACCGGAGUAUGAGAGUUACUGGCGUGUUGAAGAACGUGAAGCAAAGAAACAGGCCAAGGCAUUGGCCAAUUGUGAGGGUGACAAUGACCAAAAAAAAUUGAAGGAGGUUCCCUCAAACGUCACUCCUGGUGAAGGGUCCACAGGGAAGGGCAAAGAGCAUGAGGUCAAGGAACCAGAGGGAUGUGCUGCUGAUCCUGUUCCCAAGGUCAAAGGUGAGGUCAAGGGUACAUGCAGGCAACCGGAACAAGGUGAGAAGGGGCAUGCUCCAGGUGGAGAUGGUGUUGACAGGGAGCGUGGGGAGGGGCAUGCCCCACCCUCCGAUGCCAAUGAAAGUGACUCUGAUGACUCUAUCCCCUUGGGCUACUCACCGUCCUCCCGAGCGCCAACCCAAAAGAAGCCUUCGAAGUUUGACAAGUACUACUAUAAGCUUCGUCGAUAUGUGAACGCUGAUGGCUCCAGGGCUAUUUGUAAAGCAAGUAAGGACACCCUUCAGCUCUGGAAGACGGAGGAUGGUGAAAAACUCAAGGCUUUGCUGGCCCAGCACGAGGAUUUCAAGAAGAUGGAAUUGGCCGUCUCCAAGUGGGUCAAGAGCACGAAAAAUGAUGGUAAAGCAGGGAAGUGGAUCACGAAGGACAUGGUGGAGAAAUCAUGGCGAUGGGCCGCUGCCCGUGGCCGAAUCAGAACUAAUGAAAUGCAUGGUGUGGAGGAGGCCAAGCUGGUCUUAGAAGAAAAUUUUGCAGAGAACACCGAGACCGGAGAGAUGAACCAUCUUGAAAGCAACGGGCUCUUUGAGGCUAGGUUUGUUUUCAGAAAAUCUAGGCAACAUGAUGGUGAAUUCCGUACUCUUACUCUGAACCACUGCUGCGUAACACCCAACUUAAUGGCAGGACACCGAUGGCGUCCUGUUGGAUGCAACAGCACCCUCUGA